Molecule: messenger RNA, 1297 nt
Organism: Paramisgurnus dabryanus
Lineage: Eukaryota; Metazoa; Chordata; Actinopteri; Cypriniformes; Cobitidae
Gene: cavin4a
Product: caveolae associated protein 4a
Biological process (GO): regulation of gene expression
Cellular component (GO): cytoplasm; caveola
Source: RefSeq, a predicted model, not a curated record
GGGGUCUCUUUCUGGAGUGCCAGUUUCUCUCUUCACUGUUUCUGUGUGUGAUUCUGUCUGGCCCCGUACCCUUCUCUGGCCCUGUAGCUGUACUUUCGGGGACGUGUAAAAGAGUCAGUCAGAGAUGGAAAAGAAAGGUGAUGUCAUACUUGGGGUCGAGGACGAAUCCGGGCAACCUGUCUCGGCCCUGUCCAUUCUCUCUCUGCUGGAACGCGUGUCUACGAUCAUCGAUGGCGUCCAGGCCAGUCAGCAGCGUAUGGAGGAACGGCAGCAGCAGCUCGAAAGCUCCGUCAGCGCCGUCCAAUCAGAGCUGAUCAAGCUGACUCGCGACCACACUGCCACAGCGACCACCGUUGACAAACUGCUCCAGAAAGCCCGUCGCGUGAGCACACACGUUAAAGAAGUGCGUUCACGUGUGGAGAAGCAGAACGUGCGUGUGAAGAAGGUGGAAACUACACAGGAUGAGCUGCUCACGCGUAACAAGUUCAGAGUUGUUAUUUACCAGGGAGAAACUGAAGUUCCCUCUGUUGCCGUCACCAAGGUCCCAAAAGGGCCAGGGUUAGCUAACCUGGAGGUGGAACCAGACGAAUAUGACGUCCCCGCUGACAUAUCAUCCGAUGAAGAGUACAUGGUGGUAGAUGAGGCGGAGUCAUCCCGAGGGGCACGUCUAAAGCAGAGCGGAUUAAAGGGUCUCGAGAACUUCAAAGCAGCGUUCUCCAAAGAGAACAUGAACAAGACACGUGACAAGACCCGAGACAACCUCAACAAAACCAAGGAGAGCCUGAGUAAAACAGGCCAAACGCUUGGAACCAAAAUCAACCACUUUGGUGAGAAGAUUGUGCCUCCUGAGCAGCGUGAGAAGAUGCGGCAGAGCGGAGAGCGGCUGAAGGAUAACAUCGCAAAGAAAGCACCCAAUAAAGAAUCGUUCCGCAUCAAACUGAAGAAGGAACGUACUGUCGCUGAGGGCCAAGAGGGUGCGGAGGCGGAGCUUGCAGUGACUCCACCCAAAGGGAGGAAGUCAAGCCCAGACGUGACCUAUACAGAGGUGGUUACUGAGAGUAAGAGGGAGGGUCCAAUAUCAGAGGAAGGAGCCACUCGUAUCCAUGAGGAUUGAAAUGGGGAAAUCACCACAGAAGUAAAAAAGAAAGUCAAGGAAAAAGUGAGAACCAGAGAAAGUAGUUUGUGAAGGUUAAAUGGAAGAAUUUUCAUAUGUUUUCAAACAAUAAAUCGAAUUGAUAUCCUUUAUAUAACCUAAGGCACCUUGUAAAACAUUAAAAUAUUAAUAUAUUAAAAAACA